ACAAUUAAUCAAAGAACCUCCAAAAUAAAUCCAAAUCUCUAUUCAACAACCCCUGUUUCAAGAAUCAACCAAGGAAUCCCAAGCCAAUAAAUGACGCAAUCUAUCGGUUCGUCAGCCUCGGAACAAUUCAGAGCAUAAUCGUUCCAGGAAUCUAGGCGCGGGUGAAAAAACAUACGAAUUCGAAAGAAGAGGCACGAAAAAGGGAGACGACAGACGCGCGCGCAGAUGUGCCACCCUGACUCGUCCCGAAGAAGAAGAAGAAGAAGAAGAAUCAAGUCUGAAGAGCGAAGAACGACAAGUGCAUCGAUGCACAAGUGCCACCAAGAGCAUGUAUCUCUGUCCCUCGAGGGGGAACUAGGCACGGCCACGCGAGUGGGCGGCGCGUACCCUUCUCGAAGGCCUUCUUCCCUUGCUCCUCCAAGACGUAGGGCGCAAUGGUGGUAGGGGAUCUGCUCCAGCUAGUCGCGUUGUCUGCUGGAAAAACGGCGCGAUGUCUUGUCCCGGUUGAUAGUCGUCGCGUAGACGCGGGAACGGGUGUUCAGCUGGAUCCGAGAGUGCCUUAUCUUCGGGUCACCUCGUGUUGCAUCACGUUCAGACACGUUCCCUGCUUCCGUUCCUUCCUCUUCGCGAUUAAGAUCACGCGACCGCGCGCCACGCGGCUCCCGACCAAGUGAUAAGCUCAUUCAAAGUAUUCAUUUCAUCGAAACGUGGAGUUCUUGUUUAAAAAGUUGGAUCCGUGCGACUGAUCUCCUCACGAUGCACCUCGAGGACUACCACGUGAACAGGGGCGAAGAGGACGUCCAACGCGCCUGUACGAAGAGUAUCAAGCAGGAGGACUUCAACGGUGUGCAUCUAGCCCCGAUCGCCUCGAUCAACACCCUCGGCCAGCAGCCUUGCUGGCUCGCUUCUCAGAUGGACGGUGUCCCCUCGCCCAUUCUGCCGAACAAUUCCAGUCCGAGGGAGUACAACGAUUGGGAACAACUCGCGACGGUGUUCCAGUAUCCCUGUCAACAGUACUCGACCGAUAAUAGAUCUCCAGGGAGCACCGGAAGCGAGGCAACCACACCGACCUGGAUCAUCCACAAUGACGCGGACAACUCCCAGAGGCUGCCCCCCGUCGGUUCUGCCUUCUCCUUCUCCAGGAGCUUCAGUAACACCGUUUACGCGGAGUAUCAAGGUUACCAGGAGUACCAGGAGUACCAGGACGACGUGUCAGUGUCCUUACCUUUGAUUCUGCACAAUCAAGAGGAUCAAGGAUUCACCGGGUCAAUGCAGGCUGCCACUGAUGAGUUCGAUCUGAGUUUGAUCAGAGGCGAUCCUACGUCGCUCUUGUGCAACGUGGAGUCUCCUUCCUCACCCUCGUCCACUUAUCUCGACGAACUUCAGGAUCCCUUUUCCAAUGUCAAUGGUGCGUGUUACGCGGUCGGGCACCUGGUUUCCGGACAACAGUCCACCGUUUCGACGUUGAACUUUGUUAAUGACACGGUGCUCAACGAGGGAUUCGGGAACCAGGUUGUCCUGCCCAGGAACGAGGGGUUGAUGCUCACCGAUAGACGAGUUCCGGUGUCUAAGUCUAACAUUGAGGUGGAAAAGAGAAGCAAAUCUUAUGACUGUUCAACGACGGACGACAACUUGACGUCGACGUAUCAGUGCCGAUGGAUAGAUUGCGGCUGCGCUUUCGCCGAACAGGAGGGUCUCGUCCGGCAUAUCGAGAGAAGACACGUGGAAUCCUCCUCCUCGAACUCCCACGGGCACGGCAGAAGGAUUCAAAGGGACAGGGACAAGGAUAAGGACAAGGAGGGUGAUGGUUUCGCGAAUUCCGGUGGACAGGACGAAUUCGCCUGCCUCUGGCAAGGGUGUCCGCGUGCCAGACCCUUCAAUGCCAGAUACAAGCUGUUGAUUCAUAUGAGAGUGCACAGCGGGGAGAAACCGAACAAGUGUCCGUUUACUGGCUGCAAGAAGGCAUUUUCAAGGCUGGAAAAUUUAAAAAUCCAUCAGAGAUCGCACACAGGGGAGCGACCGUACGCUUGCCAGCAUCGCGGUUGUACGAAAGCGUUCAGUAACAGCAGUGAUCGUGCGAAACAUCAGAGGACACACUACGACACGAAACCGUACGCGUGUCAGGUGAGCGGUUGCGGGAAACGAUACACGGAUCCAUCGAGCCUUCGAAAGCACGUGAAGAACCAUACAGAGCCAACGACUCCUCUGUCCAAUCUCUCGUUGACGUCCGAGAAUAAAGCAGCCGCGAUUGGUAAUAAUUCCAGCUGCUCGUCGCGACAAGAUCCGAUUUCGAACGCGUCGAAACAUCAGCAACCGCAUACGUCACUCCCGUUCCACGGGGAAUCGAAUUAUCGGACGUAUAAGACUUCGGAUUCUUAUCCGGACGAGGACGCGGACCUGUUCCAGACGAAUUUGUGUCAGGUCGAUAGGAUUUCCAUGAGCCUUGACAGUAAUCAAGAGUACGUGCCGAUCGAGUCGGUGAAGCGUUUUCUCAUCGACGACGUCAGCUCGCACGUGGACGGUACAGGAUACCAAGUGGAAGAUGAGGUUCCUGAUUUCCAGGAGCUAGGCUCCGACAUCGAGCAACAAUUUCUCGAACUGAGCAACCUGGAUGAUGCUGUAUUCAUCGAUGGUUGAGAUGAAUUCUGAAGAAUACUCAAAUCGAUCUCAUGGCAACUUGUUGCCAUAAGGUACACCUCUGUAUAACGCAAUGUUUAUUUAACAUUAUAAGACGAAAACAUGUAUUAACUACUUUUAUAUUCAUUAUGUUAUACAGAGGUUUACUCUACUUCCAAAGACUUGUUCCCAUCUUUUUAUACUUGAU
Osmia lignaria (orchard mason bee) is the source of this 2824-nucleotide messenger RNA. RefSeq lists its product as uncharacterized. NCBI's taxonomy places the organism in Eukaryota, Metazoa, Arthropoda, Insecta, Hymenoptera, Megachilidae. Gene Ontology annotation, molecular function: DNA-binding transcription factor activity, RNA polymerase II-specific; RNA polymerase II cis-regulatory region sequence-specific DNA binding. Gene Ontology annotation, biological process: regulation of transcription by RNA polymerase II. Gene Ontology annotation, cellular component: nucleus. The record is from RefSeq and is a predicted model, not a curated record.